This is a messenger RNA of Monopterus albus (swamp eel), 3410 nucleotides long. It is a transcript of the gene bpifcl, whose product is annotated as BPI fold containing family C, like. Lineage: Eukaryota; Metazoa; Chordata; Actinopteri; Synbranchiformes; Synbranchidae. Gene Ontology annotation, molecular function: lipid binding. The record is from RefSeq and is a predicted model, not a curated record. The transcript has 16 exons. Bases 1 to 1500 code for a protein of 499 amino acids.
AUGGGGUUUGAGUCUUCGAGUCGGCCUGGUAGUCUUCACCCUGCUUAUGGCCGUCUUUGUCCCCCAUUUCGCCCUCCUGAUGGGUUUAACGGGGAGCCUCACCGGCGCUGGCCUAUGCUUCCUCUUGCCAAGCCUCUUCCACCUGAAGCUCCAUUGCAGGCUGGAAAGCAUGCAGUUACAGACUGGAUUCAGAAGGAGCUGGAUCUUAUCACUCUCCCUGACAUCACUGGUGAAAUUGACAUCAGCAUUUUUGGCAGCGUAGACUACACUCUAACAGGCAUCCGCAUAGUAAAGUGGGACCUUCCAGAGCCGUCUGUUCAGUUCUAUCCAGAUGCCACUGGAUUCAAGGCGUCCAUCUCAGGCCUCAAUGCUGUACUGAGUGGAGGGUGGAUGAUGGACUAUGGCAUAAUAAGUCAGAGUGGAUCAUUUGAUUUGGCUGCAUCCAUGGUGGAUGUGACCUCUGUAGUGGAGCUGGGGAAGGAUGCUGGAGGGCGUCUGUCCGUCAGCAGUGGCAGCUGUAAUGCUAAAAUUGGAGAUGUGGACAUUGCACUCUAUGGUGGAGCAAGUGAGAUCCUCCAGUUUUUUGUGGACAACUUCAAGGGGGACAUCAUCACAACAAUCGAGAACAGAAUCUGCCCUGGUGUGCAGACACUGAUUGGAAACCUGGAGUCCCACCUACAGGCCAUGAACGUUUCCUUUGACGUGGAUCAAAUUCUUACUCUUGACCUCCCUCUCAGCGACUUACCUGUCAUUAAAGCUUCAAGUCUAAAUCUAGGUCUUAAGGGGGAGUUCUUCGGUAUCAGAACUCACAAGGACCCUCCCUUUGAGGCCAAACCUUUCACAGUACCUGAACAGCCAGGCUACAUGUUGUCAGUGGGCCUGUCUGAAUUCACUCUGAACUCUGCCUUAUAUGGAUGCUACUCAGACGGACUGCUUCAGGCCAUCAUUAAUGAUAGCAUGGUACCCCCAUUCUCUCCUGUGCAUCUAAAUACCAGCUCAAUGGGGAUCUUCAUUCCUCAGCUUCCCAAGAUGUUUCCAGGUCUGCUGAUGACUCUGCAGGUUUAUGCCAAAAAGGAGCCUCUAUUUUCCCUCCAACCUGAUGCUGUGAAACUGGGCGUCCAGGGUGCUGUGAAGGCUUUCGCCAUCCAGCCCAAUAGUACCCUGACCCCACUGUUCACCCUCAAUGUUAACUCAAAUUUCAGCAGUAAAGUGUGGAUUUCUGAUGGAAGACUGAAGGGCUCAGUGACAAUGGACAACUUCACACUGACACUGGCAGCAAGUGAAGUGGGAACCUUUCAGACUGCUCCUUUGGAAAAGGUUGCAAAGAUUGGAAUCCAGACUGAACUUUCAACAAAGGUCAACGUCUUACUGGCCAAAGGUGUUAUUUUACCCAGAAUGAAACAAGCACAGCUGGUCAACUCUGUUCUGAAGGUGGAGAAGGGGUUUAUAGCCAUGUCUUCAGAUGCUACAGUGUUUCUAACAGACAGAGACUUCGACUGACAAACUGCUCUUCUCUGAGUUCAGAGCCUUAAACUUUCAGCGACUAAACAAAUUAGAUAUGUCUAUGUCUGACGCCCCAUGACAAGAAUCCUAGUGUGUUUAAAAGACCUCUACCAACAGUCUGGAUCCUGGACUAUAAACAAUCAACGAGCCUUGGCACACAGUAUCCUGCAUAAUCAGAAUUUCUAUAUUCAUGAUUUACAUGUAUACAACCUUCAUUAAAUCAAGUGAUAAAGCCUAGUUGAUGUAUACUGAGUGGAUGUAUGCAGCUUAAGUCUGAUUUGGUUUUUACAACAAACAAAACUGAAAAAAUUUUAAUGUGUUCAGACUGUCUAAUCAGUGUAAAUAGAGUAGGAUACAUACAAUGCUACAAACAGAGAAAAAAGCUGCUGAGUUUAUUUUGAAGUCUGUGGAUAUGAGCGUGUCUUUAUUUUAUCUUUUAAAUUCCUCUCAUGGCUUUAAACUUUCUUCUACAGAUUAACAAUUCUAGUUGUACAGCUACUUGCCAUUCUUUAUUCUACCACCAGAGGACACAGGCUUAAAGUAGUGAAUGUGCAAAAUACAUUGUAUGGUGACACAAUUUACAUUUUAAAACACUUCAACUUUUAUAACACAAUCUUGGGACCCCCUGAAUUAUGUGAAGCUUUAUUUAACAAUUUUUGUUUUUAACUAAAGGACUUGUCUGUGCAGAUUCUCAGUCUUAGAAACUUAGAAAAAAAUCAACUGGACUAGAUUUCUAGGUCAAGAAUGUUUCACCUCUCAUCCAAGAGGCUUCAUCAGUUCUUGAACUGAUGACUUGUUCAGCGCAAGAGGGUGUUUAUGGUCUUUUGGUUUGGGAAAAACUACCUCAAAGUGCUAAUUCAGACAUUAUACAAAUCACCACAUUCAUGAAACCAUGACAUCUCUUUAUUCUGAAACAUUUCAGUGUGUACUCUUCAGACUGUUACGUGUUCACAUUGUUCAAAUGAAAAACAUUCAAAAUAUAAAUAUAUGCCUGUUUACAGCCACUGUUCUUAAAAUACUCCCCAUUAGAAAAACAUAACGCUUGAUCCAUGAAACAACACGAUGUGUAGACACUGAAGGGCAGCUCGGUCAGUUAGGCAACAGACCAGACAUCACAUGAAUCCUGUACUGGAUGAUGAAUGGAGUAGAGAGAAAAUUAAUUAUGAAUAAGCUUCUAAAAAGAAGCUCAGCUGAGCAAGAUCUGGAUUGUGGCACAUCAUGGACUUGUGAUGCUUGUAACACUGAAAAAUAGCUGCAGGUCUACCACAAGCCCCGUUAAUGUAAACUUUGCAUUUGUAACUAUACUUACUAAAAUGUCUAGAGAGAAGAAAAAUGUUACAGGGUUAUUAUGCUGCCUACAUCUCAGUGUAGUGUUUGAGAAGAAGCAACAGGGAAACCAACAUUAUCAAUUCUGCACCUGAGAGGCGUCUGAGAUUAGAAAGGAAAUGUAUUAUAAAAACUGUGCUGCCACUAAGAUCUAUCAAUUUAACAGCCUUUGUCAAUGUUCACUAAUGCAAAUAUACCAUAAAUAUCACCAUCUAAAGACAGUAUGAAAACAAUGGUCAGAGUAUAUGGACUGAGCUUGUUCAGGGUCAUAAAGAUGAAUGUGUUUCAGGGCAUUAAGCUGGUACUAAUACAAUCGACACUUCAUGUUGGUCCUCUCAGAUUCUGAACAGCUCCUUACAACACUAAUGAGCGUUCACAGCACAUUAUUCACACUGGUGAAUGCAAACAUGUUGCUCAAUGCUCUUGCACUUUUUGCAGCUUCAGGUACCCAUUUUGAAAAUAACUAACAUUCAAGUAUGCACAAGCUCCUGUACUGUAAAACAUAAUAAACAGCACAUCAUCAGAGAAAACAGAUGAGAUGAUGUGGAGGCACAGUGUGUAUUAUAAAAAAAAAAAAAAAA